ACGAUCCCGGGUGCAAUAAAUAUUCGGGUAGAUAGAUCCGAGGGAUCGAAGGGAGUCGUUAAUCACGACAAAUCGAAUUGUCGGAUAGAAAGAGGCUCGGAGCGGCUGACCAGUAGCGGCUGGUUCCACUCGGGCAGCGUUAUCGAGCCAGGAGCUUCUUCGACGCGGCGAACGUUUCGAGACUUCCAUAAUGAUGAACCGAAAUCCGUAGCAUGCACGACCGAUAUGUUACUGGCCGCCAUCACGGCGUCUGUUCGCCCAAUAAUUAAACGAGAAGAAUUUCAAAUGAGAAAGGAUUCUUGCAAACAGAUUGGUCAAAGAUGUUUCAGUAGAGACGAUGCAGGAAAGAGAAGAGAAGUUUCGGAGAAGAAGAUAGAAAGGGCGCGUUUCAGCAAGUUCUUUCCGUGUCGGAUUAAAUGUCGUACAAAAGAAAUUGAACUUUUUUCAUGUGCUAGUAGCUCGCGGGGACGAAGCUGCACAAAAGCUUCGAGACAGCUGAGUACUAUUCGAGCACGCGUUUCCUUCCCGGAUCAUCCU
This is a messenger RNA of Heterotrigona itama, 537 nucleotides long. Lineage: Eukaryota; Metazoa; Arthropoda; Insecta; Hymenoptera; Apidae. The record is from the annotation of a GenBank genome assembly.